Molecule: messenger RNA, 747 nt
Organism: Lycium barbarum (goji berry)
Lineage: Eukaryota; Viridiplantae; Streptophyta; Magnoliopsida; Solanales; Solanaceae
Exons: 4
Coding region: 1-747 (248 amino acids)
Molecular function (GO): nucleic acid binding
Source: RefSeq, a predicted model, not a curated record
AUGAACAAGAUUUGUCAUCUCUUUGGCUUCAAGCAACGUAAAUCUUCUAUGUAUCAUGCUGCCGCCAACGGUUUAGCUGAAGCGUUCAAUAAGACUUUGUGUAACUUGUUGAAGAAGGUUGUCUCCAAGUCCAAAAGGGAUUGGCAUGAACGAAUGGAAGAAGCCUUGUGGGCAUAUAGGACAACUUACCGCACACCAAUGCAAGCAACCCCGUACUCGCUUGCUUAUGGAGUUGAAGCAGUCCUACCACUUGAGCGCCAAAUACCUUCUUUACGACUUGCUAUUCAAGAAGGACUCACCGAAGAGGAAAAUGCUCUAUUGCGUCUUGCAGAGUUAGAAGCACUUGAUGAGAAAAGGCUGGAGAUGGCAGAGGGCGAUGUUGGGGUCGAGGCCGUUUCAUCAUAUGUUAGAGGCCGAGCACCGGCAGCUGCUCAAGGUCGUGCUCAAGCAGUAUCUCUCGAUCCGGAGGUGGUUCAUGAGGAUGAGUCGGAUCAUGCUGAUGAGUAUGGACCAGCACAGGAACCACCCAGUUUUAUUGCUACUCCAGCGCUGCAAGGCAUCUUGGUUCAUAUGUUGAGAUGUUUCGGGGGGAUGGCUCAGACUCUAGGGGCUCAGCCAGCUAUUGCCGUAGCUCCCUGUUUCGAUGGUGGGGUAUUGUCUGGUGUUGCACCCUAUUUGGCCAAUAGGCCUGCCGUUGAUGAGCAGAAGAUGCUUGGGAGGUUCUGUAUGACGAAACCUCCGUCCUAG